AUGAAAUAUCUGCGUCUACCAUUUAUCGGCGCCGCCGCUCUCCUCAGCAUCGCCGCCACUGCGUCUGCAUCUGUCAAUUCGCGCCUUCUACCCAAUGAUGCAGGACAGUGUCCGUCGGGAUAUAUGAUUGUCGUUAAUACCAUCGCUGUCGAGGUGACGCUGACACCAUCUUCGACGGUUUCAACUACCACUACCCCGACUACGACUUCUACCACUACUACCACCACCACCACCACUGAGCCUGUUGCUCCGUUGUCGACGGUGACGGUUCAAUCCACCAAGACGAAGACGCUUACCCUUGUUGAUGUCUCGACUAGUAGUUCUGACGCUGCUGCUGCCACUACCACCACUGCUGCUAUUGCCGCCGUUCCUGCGGCUGACAAUGCAGCCAGCGAGCAGUCCACAACAACCUCGGAGAGGUCCCCUGCAGCUGAAACAACCACUGCCUCUUCAUCUUCUUCCUCGUCAAGCUCCUCCACCGGAGACAACACCGGCGAAGCCACAUACUACAGUGGCGAUGUCUCCAGCGGCACAUGCUCGUUCACGGGGUACACGCUGCCGAGCGGCAUCUUUGGCGCUGCGCUGUCGGUCGAUAGAUGGGAUGCCGCAGCGCAUUGCGGAGAGUGUAUCGUGGACCAAUGCCCCUCCUGCGCAGCAAACCACAUCGACCUAUUCAGCAACGCCUUCUCAACCCUCUCGGAGCUAGCAACAGGCGUAAUCGACAUAACCUGGUCGUUCACACCCUGCGACGUAUCCGGCCCACUAUCCCUGCACUCGAAAGACGGCUCAUCGGCCUACUGGUUCGCCAUGCAGGUUGUUAACGCCAAUGAGGCCGUCACGCGGUUGGAGGUUAGUACUGAUAACGGGGACUCGUGGGCGGACACCACGCGCACGUAUUAUAAUUUCUUUGAGAAAGAUGGUGGGUUUGGGACGGACACUGUUGAUGUGAGGGUUACGGGGGAGCUCGGGGAAGAAGGUGGUUGUUAA
This is a messenger RNA of Penicillium lagena, 987 nucleotides long. Its product is annotated as putative extracellular cellulase CelA/allergen Asp F7-like. The record is from RefSeq and is a predicted model, not a curated record. The transcript has 2 exons. NCBI's taxonomy places the organism in Eukaryota, Fungi, Ascomycota, Eurotiomycetes, Eurotiales, Aspergillaceae. The coding region runs from base 1 to 987 and encodes 328 amino acids.